Messenger RNA from Spodoptera frugiperda (fall armyworm), 1602 nucleotides. RefSeq lists its product as uncharacterized. The transcript has a single exon. The record is from RefSeq and is a predicted model, not a curated record. The coding region runs from base 1 to 1602 and encodes 533 amino acids. NCBI's taxonomy places the organism in Eukaryota, Metazoa, Arthropoda, Insecta, Lepidoptera, Noctuidae.
AUGACUUCGCAAUCAGCCGCCCAGUUAAAGGGAUUGUUGGAUACAACUAUCGAAUGCUUAAAUAACUUAGAAAACUUAAAAAUAACCGCUGACUCUUGGGAUCACGUUAUAAUAUUUCUGCUCGUUCAGAAGUUUGACCCAGAGACACAUAAGGGCUGGGAAGAGUAUGCAUAUAAAGAAGACAGCGAAGCAUUACCUACUUGGAGUGAAUUAAGAAACUUCAUGGAGUCCAAGUUCCGCACCUUGGAGUUAGUUACAGGCAUUCCAGCUAAUAAUAAUACAAAGGAAAGGCAAGUCAAAGAACGUUCCUAUCAUGUUGCCAACCCCAGCACAGAGAAGAUAUGCAUCAUGUGUAAAGAAAAUCACACGUUGUCUCACUGCAAGAAAUUUGUUGAAAUGAAAUUAAGCGAGAGAACCGAUUAUGUCAAGAACAAACAUUUAUGUUUUAACUGUCUAGCACCAGGACACUCAGUGAAGAGAUGUAAAUUACCAGUAUCCUGUCAAAAAUGUCGCCGACGUCAUCAUUCUUUACUACAUGAGACUAAGAAUACAGAACCAACGGCUACACCGAGCACCUCACAACCGUUGGCUUCACAGCAUGUAGUAGAAGAGAAGGAAGCAGUUCAAGUGAACACAGUGAUCGCGUCACACCACACAAAUAAACAUGGGACAGCACUAUUAGCGACUGCUGUAGUAGAAGCAACAAAUGCAGAAGGUCAAGUUAUUUCUCUACGCGCGCUGAUUGACCAGGGUUCUCAAGCUACAUUUAUAAGCGAGAAAGCAACUCAAUUAUUGAAACUGAAGCGACAGCCAGUCAAAGGAAGUGUUUUAGGAGUGGGUUCUUUGAGAACAGAGCUAAAACACGUGGUACAGCUUAAUAUAAGAUCACAAUGGGACUAUAAGUACAAUUUACCGAUUCAAGCCUACGUGAUGUCUAAACAACUGACCACUAAGAUACCCACCAAAACAAUUGUCAAGCAACCAUGGCCUCACAUCGACGGGCUUAACUUGGCUGAUCCGAGUUACUUAACACCUGGUUCUGUAGAUCUGCUAUUAGGAGUCAAGGUAUACGCACAGAUAAUACAGCCAGAUUUAAUAAAGGGUCCACCAGGCACUCCAACUGCACAAAAAACAAACCUGGGUUGGAUUAUUUUCGGAGAUAUCGUUGAAAAACCACAAAACGAUACUUACCUUGUGAUGCAUCAUCAAAUCGACGCCGACGAAAUAUUAAAAUCUAUAUGGGAAAUAGAGAUUGAUAAAAAUAGACAUUUGACAAAAGAAGAUAAGAUUUGUGAGGACAUCUACGAGAAAACAACAACAAGAAAUUCGGAAGGAAGGUACAUAGUCAAAUUACCUUUCAAAACUUACAGUCCACAACUAAAUGAAACAAGCACGAGUACAAGUUUACAGUCACCUGAAGGAAACACAAAGGAGAUAGCCAAACAAAGAUUCUUGCUACUGGAGCGGAAGUUUAGGAAAUCAUCUGACCUGAAAAAGGAAUAUACAAAAGUUAUAAACGAUUACAUAGAUCAAGGACACAUGGAAAAGAUACCUGAAGGAGAAAAAGAAAAAGAUCAGUAUACUUACCUCACCACGCCGUAG